AUGGAAGACGAUAGGUCUGCCCCGGGAAAAGUUAAGAAGAAAUCGACUCCCGCCCAUCGGAAGUCUCUGUCUUGCGAGUAUUGCAGCAGGUCCUUUGCGCGUCUGGAACACCUCCAACGCCAUCUCCGCACCCACACCAAGGAGAAGCCCUUCACAUGUGAUAUAUGCUCCAAAUCGUUUGCCAGAAGCGAUCUACUCGUACGACAUGAACGUCUAGUUCAUCCGGCUGAGGCUGCAGUCCAUCGAGAAAACCGCAAUCAUCACUCCCAUGAAGUGCCCCAGACGUCACCGACGAUCAUCCAACCGGUCCACCAUGAAUCCCGCAUGCUAGAGCUGGCAGAUGCUAUUCCGAUCCAAGCACAGCAGUCCGUUCCGGUCCCGCCGCCAGAGGUGCAGGUACAACCGCCACCGAUCGUGGAAAAUCCCCCGUUCAAUCACUCCUGGGGGUAUGAUCUAAACCUACUUUCCCACGCUGCGAGUCAUGUUGCUCUUGAGAGCCAGCAGGAGAGCCUUGAAUCGAUCCGGAAGUCCUCCCAGCCUCAGAACGUGGCCGGCCCGCCCCAACCGCUCACCCACAUCCCAGAAAGAGUCAUCAGUGAUAACUAUGGCGUGGAGCCGUCCAUCCUGGAUCUCACCGAUCUAGGGGACCCCGUUCAGGACUUUACGGUCUUUCUAGAGAGCGUUGGCCUCUCGUCGGACUGGGACUCGGGGGUCUUCUCCAGUGUCGAAGAACCGAUCGUCCCCACGUCCCUCCCCAUGGAGUCAAAAGCAACACCCCGCGACUCGAGACUGGGACCGGACAUGAUGAGUGAUCCGCGGACGGCCGACGAUCCCCCGUCGUUUUCGAAUUUCGGCUCUCGGCUGCCAUCUCUGCAACCCGAGCCACAUGAGGUGGAUGACCGCCUAGGGUUUGGCGAUGACGGCCCCCGUCCCGCGUGGGAUAUAUCCAAUAACGAUCGUCAAGUAUUUGUGUCCAAACUCGAGGGGUUCGCCUAUGUUCUGCCAAAGGGUUUUGUGCCCCCAACCAGACACGCCCUCUCCCGUUUCUUUGCCGGCUACAUCAACGGCCUCAACGAGCAUCUUCCCUUUAUCCAUGUGCCUACCCUCUCCGUUGCCAGGUGCUCCCCGGAACUUACCCUUGCGCUGGCUGCGGCAGGCUCCCACUAUCGCUUUGAGAACAACCGGGGUAUCGACCUGUUCCAUGCGGCCAAGGCCAUCCUGCUGGAACGGCUGCAGAGACGAGAUAGCAAGCAAGUGGCCUGCCCGUCGUGGAACUUCUUAUCCCCCCAAUCGGGGUUUCAUGAAUCUCGUGACUCCUCCAUGGUCUCAAACCAUCCUAGCAGCCCCUUCCAAUCACACCACUCCAUGCCUCACCCGGUCGACCACGCAGGAUACGCGCUGGAAGAUUCAGAUGCCCACAUGGAAGUAAUUCGAACCUUCCUGUUGCUCACCGUGUUUGCUUCUUGGGAGAGGCACCCUGAACUUUUGCGAGAAAUCCUUUCCCUUCAAAGUACCUUGGCCAGGCUCGUCCGGGAGCAUGGGCUGUCCGAGCCUCCGCCCAGUUCGGAUCCCAAUAACUGGGAAGAUUGGGUACGGCGGGAAGGUAACCGACGCACCAAGCUGAUCGUUUACUGCUUCUUCAACCUCCACUCCAUCAUGUAUAACAUUCCCCCCUUGAUCCUGAAUGCGGAGCUCAAACUGAACAUGCCCUGCUCUCACGAUAUAUGGAAGGCCAAUAAUGCAGUCCAGUGGCGACGGGUGAUCCGCAGUCGGCAGCCCCUAGAGAUCCCGUUUCAGGAAGCUUUUGCCAGGUUGUUCCUCAAGUCUAACCUACCCAGCUCGGCCGCGCCGAUCUCACCUCUGGGAAAUUACAUCCUUAUCCAUGCGAUCAUACAGCAGAUAUUCUUUGCCCGGCAACUGUGUCUUUCCGUGCCGAACAUGCACGGCACCAGCCUGCGACCAGAAGAUUUGUCCGCCCUGGACAGCUCAUUGAGCUCUUGGAAGGCAUUGUGGAAGCGGACUCCCGAAUCCAGCAUUGACCCCCAGAACCCAGCCGGCCCGAUUGCAUUUACCUCUACGGCCCUUCUGGGGCUGGCCUAUAUCCGACUGCAUGUGGAUCUGGGGCCCUGUCGAAACCUUAUCACUCAGGACCCGUUUCGGAUCGCUAGGGCUUUGAAUGAAUCAGCCCCGAUCUCCCGCAGUCCUCGUUUGAUCAUGGCCCUCCUACACUCUGCCCACGCCCUGUCGAUUCCUGUGCGACUGGGUAUUGACUUUGUGGCGAGGACCCAUUCGUUCUUCUGGAGUAUCCAGCACUCGCUCUGCAGCCUAGAAUGUGCCUUUUUACUGAGCCGCUGGCUGCUUUUGAUCCCGAUGACCCAGGCGGAGCAGAGACUAUCGGAUCAUGAGAGAAAGUUGCUCCUAUGGAUCAAGAGCAUGAUGGAUGAGACCGACAUGGCAGUUGAUCCACCUGGGGCUCCGGACAUGGAUUUCAUGGCCGACCCCUACAAGGUCAAGCAGUUGAGUGUCGCCAUUGUGCGCGUGUGGGCGCGGACCUUCAAGGGGAACACGAGCUGGGCGAUCGUCGACCUUGUCGGAUCCAGCUUGGACGCCUAUGCAGACCUCCUAGAGACCCAACUCUAGUGUCCGACCGGUCCUGGACAACUCCCCACGCUUCAAUAUUUCUUAUUCGUUUGGUUUCUUAUCUUUAUCUCCCCGUUCUUUCUUGCUUGCUGAUCGGUUGGUUUCUUUCUCUGGGUUUGGUGGAUCCUGGAUGAUACACGACGUCUCUGUAUACCCAUGUUCGUUCUGGAUGAGGUUUU
Aspergillus candidus is the source of this 2819-nucleotide messenger RNA. RefSeq names its product putative C2H2 transcription factor. The record is from RefSeq and is a predicted model, not a curated record. Gene Ontology annotation, cellular component: chromatin. Gene Ontology annotation, biological process: regulation of transcription by RNA polymerase II; DNA-templated transcription. Lineage: Eukaryota; Fungi; Ascomycota; Eurotiomycetes; Eurotiales; Aspergillaceae. The coding region runs from base 1 to 2640 and encodes 879 amino acids. Gene Ontology annotation, molecular function: zinc ion binding; DNA-binding transcription factor activity, RNA polymerase II-specific; RNA polymerase II cis-regulatory region sequence-specific DNA binding. The transcript has 3 exons.